AUAUAAAUAUGAUUAUUACAUAUAUGAGGCUUCCGAGGGGCUGUCUUGUCUGGUUUGGUGUUUUCUCGGACCAAGAAGAUAGAUUUACAAUAGAUACAUCACCAAACAUAUAUACAUAGAGAGAGAGGAACAAUAUAUAUCAGCAGCUGUGGAGUCAUUUAGGCUAUGCCGUGUAACCCAGAGGUUGGCUCAGACAUCUAUUUGAAAUAUAUAAUCUUUUCAAAGAUAUGGAGAAACUGUGCCUCUGGUCAGACUGCUUCCAGAAUUGGAGCUUUUCAUUCCAGGAAGUUCUUGAUCAACGUUGUUUUAUCCUUGGAGAGUUCCUUGUUUCCUUUGUCAACUAUACUUAGUGAACACCUGUUUCAUAAUAAGCACGGGAGGCCUAAUGCCAUAGUUUCCUGAGUUAGGUGUUGGAUCUUUAGCUCACUUCCUACAUUGCAUUGCUGAUAAGAUGUUCCUUCAAGAACCAUCAGAAACCAUCUUGUGGGGGCCGAAGUUUGAGAGUGCAUAAUCAAACUUGUGUACUGGGUUAAUUAUAGACAAUUCUGUUGCUGUGAAUAUAUUUUAAUCAAUAGCUUGUCCUUUGUCCUCAUGUUACCUCUUAGAGCAAUAAAACAUCUCAGCCAGUGGAGCUUAUAAAUUGAAUCUAGUGUAUUUGGAGUUUGCUGUUGCAUCUUCUCAUAAAUUUUGGUGGCUAUGUUCUAAUAUAAGAUUCCAAGAUACUGUCUAGAACUGAUUUUAACUUUGAUCAAUUCCAUCAGUUGCUUUCAAGAUGCUCAGCAGUUCUAGACUUAUAACCAAUUGUUUUCCUGACCACCACGUCAAAGCCUUUGACAAGCUAUAUACUUUAAUAAGGGCUCUGAUGCCAUUCUACCAGAACAGUUUUUGUUCUGUGCUCAUAUCUUCUGGAGGACAAUAUUAUUAGUUUAUUCAGCUACAGAACUCAAGCGUUUUUUUUACUAUUUAGGUUACGUUAUAUCCAUAGACUAGAGAUAAACACCCUUCAUUUUUAUGUCCGUGUUCUUGAUUUGCUAAAUAAGGAGUUGCAAGCAGUUGAAGUUGCACGAAUGGAAAGGUACAAAAUAAUCAAGGAAGUUGGCAAUGGAACCUUUGGAAGUGUCUGGAGAGCUUUGCAUAAGCAGACUGGUGAAGUUGUUGCUAUAAAGAUAAUGAAAAGAAAAUACUACUCAUGGGAAGAAUGUAUAAAUUUGAGAGAAGUCAAGUCUUUGCGCAAAAUGAAGCAUUCUAAUAUUGUGAAGCUCAAGGAAGUAAUUAGGGAAAAUGACAUCUUAUACUUUGUGUUUGAGUACAUGGAAUGCAAUUUAUAUCAACUUAUGAAAGACAGAAGUAAACUUUUCUCAGAAAGUGAAGUAAGAAAUUGGUGUUUUCAAGUAUUUCAAGGUCUUGAAUACAUGCAACAGCGUGGAUAUUUUCAUCGUGAUCUCAAACCAGAAAACUUGCUAGUUUCAAAGCAAACAAUAAAAAUUGCUGAUUUUGGUCUGGCUCGAGAGAUCAAUUCCUCCCCACCAUAUACGGAGUAUGUGUCAACACGCUGGUAUAGGGCACCUGAAGUUCUUCUUCAGUCUCCAGCAUAUAGUUCUGCAGUUGAUAUGUGGGCGAUGGGGGCAAUCAUGGCUGAACUAUUAACUCUGCGGCCACUUUUUCCAGGUUCAAGUGAAGCAGAUGAAAUUUACAAAAUAUGCAGUGUAAUAGGUAGCCCUACAGAGAUUAAAUGGGCUGAAGGGCUUAAACUAGCAAAUGCAAUCAAUUAUCAGUUUCCGAAGCAUGGAGGUGUUCCUCUCUCUUCAUUGAUACCAUGUGGAAGCAAAGAUGCAAUUAACCUCAUUACAUUGCUUUGUUCGUGGGAUCCUUGCAAGAGGCCUACAGCCUCGGAGGUUCUUCGGCAUCCUUUCUUCCAGAGUUGCUAUUAUGUACCUCCAUCUCUUCGUCCCAAACCUACUGCUUUAAGAACUCCUCCUGCUGCAAAUAGAGGAUCUUUGGAGCAGAAAAGUGUGAAGAGGUAUUCUGGUGACAACCUGACAACUUUGAAGUCUUCAUAUGCUCUUUCUUCAGUCAAAGCUCACUCAAAUUUAAACACAGGUGUGCAACGGAAGUUGGAAAUUAGCCAACAGGAUGCAACUAAGAAUAUAAAAACUUUGAAAAACCCUGCUGUGAAGCAACCAAGACAGAGGCCAUCUGUCGGGGAUAGUACACCAACCAUUCACACAGGGAAAGCACACGGACCUUCCGCUACUGCUGAGAAGUUGGCAAAUAUGAGAAUUGGACCAGGCAAACAGCCUGUAAAGCGAACCAUUCCGCCUCCUAUGAGGGCUGGAGGAUUGAAUGGUCAACCUGACUUGUUUCUUGGACGAUCUCAAGAGGUCCAGGCCGGCAGAACCUACCCCAAAAAAGUUGCUGGAUGAAUAAUAUGGAGCUCAUUUUACUGGAUGAAUCAGAAUUCCGUAUCGCCAUCUUGUUCAGUGUAACUAUAAGAGCUCCUUUUGUGCCUGCUCUGCCCAACCGCGUUAUCUCGGAGGUACUGUGUUUUCUUAAUCUGAUGGGUGUGGUGCUAGGUUCCUUGGUUUUGACAUGAACAAGCUCUGGUUUGUCUACAUAAUAUGUAAUUACAAUAUAUUUGAUGCAAGGCCCUUCCGCCGGAGCCACGGGACUGACUACUUUGAUGCUCAAUUUGUCUAUAAAUACAUUUUAUUUGGUCUGAAA
Molecule: messenger RNA, 2721 nt
Organism: Daucus carota subsp. sativus
Lineage: Eukaryota; Viridiplantae; Streptophyta; Magnoliopsida; Apiales; Apiaceae
Product: cyclin-dependent kinase F-4
Exons: 19
Coding region: 1068-2423 (451 amino acids)
Biological process (GO): protein phosphorylation; intracellular signal transduction
Cellular component (GO): cytoplasm; nucleus
Molecular function (GO): protein serine/threonine kinase activity; ATP binding
Source: RefSeq, a predicted model, not a curated record